CGCUCGCCAGCUGUUCUGAAGGGAAGGAGGAGAAAAGCAGCGCCGUUCAGUCCGCUGUGGGGCUGUGGGGCAGCGGGGCUGUGAACUUCCACGCCGAGCCGUUUUCUGGAAAUAAGCGAGCGGCAACACCUAGACACCCGACUGUCUGGCCGCGUGUGGAGCGCCGUUAUUAGCCGUAGUCCCACUCGUCGGCGGGUUUCGCUGUCUGGCCGCAGGCUUUGUGUCCGGAGCUCGAGCGAGGCGGCGCGGAGCCUGCAACCGGAGAAGAGGCGCUGCUGGCCGGACUCAGGGCUGGAUGCGCCCGGCCUGCUCCUCCCCAGCGGCCCGCCAUGGGGGAGACCAAAAUCAUCUACCACCUCGACGACCAGGAGACACCUUACCUGGUCAAACUCCCCAUCCCGGCCGAGAGGGUCACCCUGGCCGACUUCAAACAGGUCCUCAAUAAGCCGAAUUACAAAUUUUUCUUCAAAUCGAUGGACGAUGAUUUCGGGGUUGUUAAGGAAGAGAUAUCAGAUGACAACGCCAAAUUACCAUGUUUCAACGGCCGUGUAGUGUCAUGGCUGGUGUCAGCAGAUGGGUCCCAUGGUUCAGAUGGAGGUUCAGGUUGUGGUGCUGAAAGCCAGGCGGAACUGCCUCCUCCGUUAGAGCGGACGGGAGGCAUCGGGGACUCUAGACCACCUUCGUUCCAUGCCAAUGCAGCGGGCAGUCAGGACAACCUGGACAAUGAUGCGGAGCCGGAGGUUGGGCCAUCAGUGCGAAGAGACAGAGACAGAGAGAGGGACAGAGAAAGAGAAAGAGAGAGACCCCGCAGGAAAGACACCCAUGACCAUGGCGGCAGGCUGAAUGGUCACUCUCGGCCAGAGCGAAGGCCCGAGAUUGCAGGCUAUGAGAGCUCCUCAACGUUAAUGAGCAGUGAAUUGGAUACCACAAGCUUCUUCGACUCAGAGGAGGACGACUCCGCCAGCCGCUUCAGCAGCUCCACGGAGCAGAGCACGUCGUCCAGGCUCAUGAGACGCCAUCGCCGUCGCCGACGGAAACCCAAAGCGCCGCGGAUGGAGAGGUCGUCCUCGUUCAGCAGUAUAACUGACUCCACCAUGUCUCUGAACAUCAUCACUGUCACAUUAAACAUGGAGAAGUAUAACUUUCUGGGCAUCAGUAUUGUGGGUCAGAGUAACGAGAGAGGGGACGGAGGGAUCUACAUCGGCUCCAUUAUGAAGGGUGGAGCGGUGGCGGCGGAUGGGCGCAUAGAACCAGGGGACAUGCUGCUCCAGGUAAAUGACAUAAACUUUGAGAACAUGAGCAAUGAUGAUGCUGUGAGAGUGCUGAGAGAAAUAGUGCACAAGCCAGGCCCCAUCACAUUGACCGUGGCCAAGUGUUGGGACCCGAACCCCCGCGGAUGCUUCACCCUACCCCGGAGUGAGCCGAUCCGUCCAAUAGACCCUGCUGCGUGGGUGUCUCACACAGCGGCGAUGACGGGGGCGUACCCUGUGUACGGUAUGAGCCCUUCCAUGAGCACCAUCACCUCCACCAGUUCUUCCAUCACCAGCUCCAUUCCAGAGACCGAACGGUUCGAGGAGUUUCAUCUGUCCAUCCACAGUGACAUGGCAACCAUUGCCAAAGCAAUGGCAUCACCGGAGUCAGGGCUGGAGGUGCGGGACAGAAUGUGGCUGAAGAUCACCAUCCCAAACGCCUUUAUAGGUUCAGAUGUGGUGGACUGGCUCUUUCAUCAUGUGGAAGGUUUCACUGACCGGCGAGAAGCACGCAAGUAUGCGAGCAACUUACUGAAGGCUGGCUACAUCCGCCAUACUGUCAACAAAAUCACAUUCUCCGAGCAGUGCUACUAUAUCUUUGGAGAUCUCUGUGGAAACAUGGCUAAUCUCACCCUGCAUGACCAUGAUGGUUCUAGUGGGACAUCUGACCAGGACACUUUGGCCCCCCUGCCACACCCUGGUGCGGCCCCAUGGCCCCUUGCCUUUCCCUACCAGUAUCCCAUCCCUCACCCGUACAAUCCUCACCCACUGCACGAGCCCACUUAUAGCUACACAGCUGGCGGAGGCAGUGCUGGCAGCCCACACAGUGAAGGUAGUCGCAGCAGUGGUUCAAACCGCAGUGGCACUAAAGCAGGCGCGCUGGAGACAAAGUCUGGCGGCAGUGGGAGUGAAUCGGACAAAAGAGAGAAGGCCCCCAGUGAGCGCUCAGCGGCGCCCCCUAGCGAGCACAGCGUCCGCAGCAUACACAGCGUCCGCAGCAUCCAGUCACACGGCCAAAGCGUGGUUUACGGACCUCCGGGCCUUCCCCCACAGCCUCCCCCUGUAGCAGCCGCGCCUGGAUCUCCUCCGGGCCGGGAUUUAGCCUCAGUGCCCCCAGAACUCACAGCCUCACGCCAGUCCUUCCGCAUGGCCAUGGGAAACCCCAGCGAGUUCUUCGUAGAUGUCAUGUGAUGAGCUUCACAUGGACGCUGAGGGUUGACUUUGACAGCUGAAUAGGAGGAGAGAGGCUUCUGCAGUGAUAUUGACCCAUGUACGUGACAACGAGGGCAGUGUUAAGUGUCCCACGCAUUAUCCCUCCCGUGUACUUUCUUCAGUGAAGAAUACUCGGCUAGAUGGAGCACUCCCCCUUUAGAAGAUCCCUCAGAGGCUGGCUCUGCAGGGAUAGAGGGAUGGGGGUCAGAGCGAGGUGAAAGCUUUUUGUUCCGUGUCCCUUUUUAUGUACUUUUUCCAGCAUUUGCAGACUUUUUUUUUUUCUCCCGCCAGUUUUCCUUAGCCUUGGUCAAAAAGCCCUUUAUAUCAAAAACUACUAAAAACAAGAGCAACAAAUAGGACGAGGGAGAAUGAAGGGAGGUGUUCUCUCUCACGGUGACUUGUCUUUUGCUUUUAAAGGAUGAAGUGAAAUCAUUUCAUAAUGAUUUAAAAAUGAAAGCAAACACUAUCAUGAGAAAACUAUAGACAAUUGUUUUAUAUUUGUCUUUUUUUUUCUUUGUCAGUAGUUGUACGGAGAGUGGGAAGGAGAGGAGGGGCUACAAAUCCUGUCUGUUGACUUCACUAAAUUCGUAGUGACUCUUUUUAAAUUGAGUUGAAAGAAUAUUAGCUUAAAAAAUAAGACAUUUCUUAAUAAAACAAGGGUUUCAACUGUGGCUGCAACUAUUUUCUCAGUAUAUUCUCAGUUCAUUAUGAUUUUGAUAAAUCUGUUAAUCAGAAUGAGAAUAAUACCGUAAAAUAAUCAACAUUAGUAGUAAUAUUGUUAUACAGUAUAAAGAGCUAGAUCAUAUCUGUAAAAAAAAGAAAAAAAAAGACUUUUAUGAAGGAUACAGCAACAGAUCUUAUGCAUUGAUCUUGAAAACAGUAUGAAAGAUGCAGAAACAGUAAAGGAACUAAUCAUUUUACCUUAAUACUAAAUUAUCACUGAGGUAAUUUGUUUAUUUUAGGCAUGUACAGACAGUGACAUGCAGUUUUGACUUUGGACUAUAGUAUCAUGCUGAGCUUUUACAUGGAUGCAACUGAGAAAACAAAUUAACUUGAUUAAGGGGACAGUGAGCACACUUGCCUGGAGCGGUGGGCAGCCCUAUCCGCAGCACAUGGGGUUAGGUGCCUCGCUCAAGGACACCGGAGUCAUGUACUGUCGGCUCAGGGGGGUCAAACCGGCGACUUUCCAGUCAUAGGGCUGGAUCUCUAACCUCCAGCCCAUGACUGCCCCCAAAUCGCCCAAUAUUUAUGAUGAUCUUAAAGCUUCACUAUUCACUCACAUUCCUGGAAAUCACGUCCUUCAUCAAGUUUUUAGUUCUCUGGGAAAACUCUUUCUUAACGCACUCAGAAUCAUAAGAUUUGUCCACUUGGGAAAGGGGUCCAAAGCACAACACAUGCAAAAUGCUCUUCCACACGCUGUCUGCAGUUACACAAUAUGACCAGAGAGUCCAAAUCCCCAAAACCUAGAUAGUGUAGCUUUAAAGUGGUGUUUCUGUAUUUUUUUACUUUUUAAUUUGUCCGUUAUCUUUAUUUUCUUAAAUUAAGGUACCGUUAGAUGAAAAUUAUAAGGAUUGUCAAGCCAGUUAUCAAGAUUCAAGGUCAGCCAUUAGUUAUUAUUAAUGUUACUGAUUUAAUUAAUUUGUUGUUGCAGCCCUAUUUAUAGCAGUUUCAGUGCUUUGGCCCCUAACUAAAUAAGCUGAUAUGGAAAGCACACAAAUUUAGUACCGUCCUGCACAUCACCUCUAUUUAAUGAUGACCAUAACAUGAAGUUUAAUUUAACAGACAAGCUGUCAGGCUCAUGCAGAAAUUUGCGACACAUGAAUGAACAAAUAAGGAAGAACGUCACCCUCGUCUCUCUCUCUCUCACUCUUCCCAAGCAAUCCAUCACUUACAUAUCUUCCUCUUGUUUUAUCAAUAACAUUAACAUUCUGUAUUUUUACAGUCUAAAGUUUCUUUGUAUUUCUGUAAACCUUCCAUUAUUUUUCCAAAAUACAUUUAUCGCAAGUUUGUAAUGAUUAGAAACCGAUACUGUGCAGUAUCAAAUGGUUCAAUUUAAUCAUCACUGUACACUGUUUUAUGCCAAAACAAAUUGUUUUUAUUUAUAAACAUAGUUUUAUUGCCUAA
Pygocentrus nattereri (red-bellied piranha) is the source of this 4586-nucleotide messenger RNA. RefSeq names its product segment polarity protein dishevelled homolog DVL-3. Bases 330 to 2441 code for a protein of 703 amino acids. Lineage: Eukaryota; Metazoa; Chordata; Actinopteri; Characiformes; Serrasalmidae. Gene Ontology annotation, biological process: canonical Wnt signaling pathway; intracellular signal transduction. The record is from RefSeq and is a predicted model, not a curated record. Gene Ontology annotation, molecular function: frizzled binding. The transcript is spliced from 15 exons. Gene Ontology annotation, cellular component: cytosol.